Molecule: messenger RNA, 737 nt
Organism: Culex quinquefasciatus (southern house mosquito)
Lineage: Eukaryota; Metazoa; Arthropoda; Insecta; Diptera; Culicidae
Exons: 3
Coding region: 226-705 (159 amino acids)
Source: RefSeq, a predicted model, not a curated record
GGGAAAUUGAACUUAAUAAGUUACAUAUUUACUUGAACUAUCACUAUUCGUAUUUGAGUUAGGUGCUCAAAAAAUUAUGUAUAUGUUCUGGUCUGAUGAAAUCAUUUGUUAUUUGAAAACGGUAUAAAACAUCGAGCUAUCCAGCCUAACUACCAUACAUCACCAACACAUCUAGCAAGGAAUAGUUUGGAAUCGAUCCAAAGUGUAACCAACCGUGACAUAACAAUGAAGAUCUUCAUCGCCCUGUUUGUCGCCACCUUGGCCGUUGCCGCCCAGGCAGGAUAUGUCCAAAGCAGUUGGCCAGCUACCACCUACGGACUUAACUCGUGGAACGGUCUGAAUGCCUGGAAUGGCCUCAACUCCUGGGACGGUCUAAGCUCGUGGAACAACUGGAACGAUCACGGAAUCUCUGCCUACCCGUACGGAUACAACAAGUGGUCCUCGGCAGCUUGGCCAGCGGCUUCCCUGUACAACGGAUACAACGGAUGGUACGGAGCCACCGGUAAGACCGUUGUCCAGGCCAACGUUGCCAAGGUCAACCCGUGGGGACUUCCGCUGACCUCGUACGGCUACGGAUACAACAACUACCUGGGAGCGGUUCCAGCGGCCAAGUACGUCGCCGCCAACCCCGGAUCGGUCCAUGUUGCUCCGUUGGUUGGACACGCCGUCAACCAGAAGCUGAUCGUCGCUGGACAUGGAUAUUAAUUUUGAAUAAAGAUUGACUGUGAACAUUAAAA